Haemonchus placei is the source of this 777-nucleotide messenger RNA. The record is from the annotation of a GenBank genome assembly. Lineage: Eukaryota; Metazoa; Nematoda; Chromadorea; Rhabditida; Trichostrongylidae.
AUGGAAAACAAUACUGCCGUUGUUGACUAUAACAUACAUCGAAUUGUGAUAUUCACUGGAGUGGUCAUUUUCACUGUGUUUGGACUAUAUGGCAAUGUUAGCCUCAUAGUUAUACAUAUUCGCAACUCGAAGUUAAGAUCAAAAUACGGUAAGACUCAGUUUAUUUAUGCAUCUAAACUAUGUGUAUGUAGAGAUGGGACUGCUAAAAAAAGUUAUUGUAAAGAUGAAAACUCCUGUUCUGCUUUGUGGGAAAAUACUGCGUACGACAGAAGUCGAGCUUUCAGGCAUCGCGUUAGAAACAAUGAAAUCUACGUGAUGCUCGUAUCUCUUCCAUCUGCAAUAUAUGGGUUGUUGUCCGUGAUUUUUGGAUUUAUCAUGACAAAUGAUCAACCAAUAAAUAUGUGCAAUCCUCCAUCAAGUCUGAAUGAGAAAGUCAAAAAAUACUGGUAUAUAGUAGCUUUUAUAUGCGGUGGUGUCACGAUAUGUGGCUAUCUUCUCGCCUAUCUAAUUCUUCUCUACUACAGUAAGUCGAUCAUUACCACCUGCCUUUUUUACCUUCACUUUGUGUUUGCAGCGAUGAUUUGCUACAGUCAAAACUUCUAUGUGACUUUGUGGAGGAGUUCGGAAUAUCGGGAAGUUUUAUGGAAACAACAUAUGAAAGUACACAACAGCCUUUGCGGGAAGUGCUGUCCACUAACGAUGAAAAGAAAGGUGCUGUCGGAAUCUACACCGGACCAUAGACACGGCCCUGAACACAUUUCUAUGACCCACAUUUGA